Paramormyrops kingsleyae is the source of this 2509-nucleotide messenger RNA. RefSeq names its product leucine rich repeat transmembrane neuronal 1 (gene lrrtm1). The record is from RefSeq and is a predicted model, not a curated record. NCBI's taxonomy places the organism in Eukaryota, Metazoa, Chordata, Actinopteri, Osteoglossiformes, Mormyridae. Gene Ontology annotation, molecular function: protein binding.
UUUUUUUUGUUUCCUCCACCCUUCUUUCUCUCUUUCUUUCUUUCUUUCUUCCAGGGGGAUUUUUUUUUUUCAUCCUCUGUGGGACCAUCGCAGCAGUCACUGCGGAGGAGCGGUGCGAGAGAGAGAGAGAGAGGGAGUGAGAGAGAGAGAAAGAGCGAGGGAGGGAGAUAGAGAGUGAAAGAGCGAGGGAGAGAGAGAGCGAGCGGAGCGCUCCGACUCCGAUGCAGUGAGGGGAACUUGCACUUCCUAACAGCCCACUGAAAGGCCACUUGGAUUCUGCCCCUAUCCAGGGCUCUUUCAAGCGGCUAAAACUAAGACAUUGUACCCCUGCCAAGAUCGGGUGUCCGCUGAAAAGCGGGGCCUUAUGGGGGGGGGGAGGUCCCACUGAAUCCAUUCCACAGUGGGGUCUUUCUGAGAUCCAUACAUAAUUAGCGGCAUCACAAAGAGAUCGGCUAAAUAGGGGCUGUCACUCGCUGCGAAGGGGGUGAGUAGGAAUCCUUUGAGACGGAGCUGGCUCGCGGGGGACAGCGUCUCGGCAUCGCUUGCCUCCGAAUCGCCGCGAUUAUCGAACAUGAGCCCCGCAACUGGCCUUUCAUCGCCGCCGACUCUUUUAUUUUUGUUGUGCCAGGAUUCCUGAUCGCGAUAAGUAAACAAACAAAGCACGUCCGAGGAAGGGCGAGAGAGAGAGAGAGAGAGAGAGAGAGAGGGGGAAAGAGAGAGGGAGGGAGAGAGAGAGAGAGCAAUAGAGACCGGGAGAGAGAAAGAGAGAGAGGUUUUCGCCUGGGAGUUUACACAAUACAAUGUAAUAUCUGAAAGAUUCAAUGGACUUUUUCUCCGCUACAUCCAGGGAUAUUCAUGCUAAUGGAUUUCCUCCUGAUUGGUCUCUGUCAGAAGUGGCCACUGCGGACACCGGCUGGAUUGAUACUGUGCUCGCUGGGGAUCUUACUGGAAGCGGUCCCCAUGGCGGGGGGCGUCUGUCCGCGGCUGUGCCGCUGCGACAGCAAGCUGCUGUACUGCGAGGGGCUCAAUCUGACGGACGUGCCGCGCAAUCUGAGCGGCGCCGCGGGCCUGUCGCUGCGCGAGAAUGCGCUAGCGGAGCUGCGUGAGGGCCACUUUGUCGGCCUACAGCAGCUCACAUGGCUCUACCUGGACCACAAUGCCAUCGAGAGUGUGGAGGAGGAUGCCUUUGACAAGCUGCGGCGCGUCAAGGAGCUUGACCUGAGCGCCAAUCGCAUCGAGAGCCUGGCCAACGGGACGUUCCGGCCCAUGCCCAACCUGCGCAUCCUGGACCUAUCGUACAAUAAGCUGCAGGCCCUAGAGCCGGACCUUUUCCACGGCCUCAGGAAGCUGACCAACCUGCAUCUACGCUACAAUGCCCUCAAGUUCGUGCCAGUACGUAUCUUCCAGGAUUGCCGGAGCCUGCAGUUCCUGGACCUGGGCUACAACCAGCUGCAGAGUCUGGCGCGUAACUCAUUCGCCGGGCUGUUCAAGCUCACUGAGCUGCACUUGGAGCACAACGAGCUGGUCAAGGUCAACCUGGCCCACUUCCCACGGCUCAUCUCGCUGCGUGCGCUCUACAUGCGACGCAACAGGGCCACCAUCGUGGUGAGCACGCUAGAGUGGACCUGGCACUUCCUGGAGAAGAUCGACUUCUCGGGGAACGAAAUCGAGUACAUCGAACCGCAUGUCUUCGAGAGCGUGCCCAAUCUGCGGUCGCUGCAACUCGACUCCAACCGGCUGACCUACGUGGACCAGCGCAUCCUGGACUCCUGGUCGUCACUACAUAGCGUCACACUGUCGGGGAACCAGUGGGAGUGUGGCCGCAAUGUCUGUGCCCUGGCCUCGUGGCUGAGCGCCUUCCGGGGCCAGCGGGACAGCGGACUACUGUGCGCCAGCCCGGACACGGCUCAGGGCGAGGACGUACUGGAUGCCGUCUACGCGUUCCAGCUGUGCGAGGACCGUGGCGACGCUGCCACCACCAGGGCCCACGCCGUCACCAAGGACAGAACCCGGGGCCCCGCCUACGGAGGCCCCACCGGCGGCCCGUAUGACCUGCAGGAGACGGAGAGCAGCGAGGUGUCUACACGCUCAUUCACCGUGACGGAGGCCACUGACGACCUGGACAGCACCAUGCAGAUCCACAAGGUGGUGACUGGCACCAUGGCACUGAUCUUUUCCUUCCUGAUCGUGGUGCUCAUGCUCUACGUGUCCUGGAAGUGCUUCCCGGCCGGAGUGCGGCAGCUCCGGCAAUGUCUUGGCGGCCAGCGGCGUCAACAGAAGCAGAAACAGACCAUGCAGCAGAUGGCUGCCAUGGCCGCGCCGGAAUACUACGUCGACUACAAGCCCAACCACAUCGAGGGCGCCCUGGUCAUCAUCAACGAGUACGGCUCCUGCACCUGCCAGCAGCAGCCGUCCCGGGAGUGCGAGGUGUGACUGCCCCCGGGGGCCUGGAGGACCAACUGGAAAACCGUGCCGCAGCUGCUCUCCAGAGAACCGAUCGGGACUGUGA